Molecule: messenger RNA, 1806 nt
Organism: Aegilops tauschii subsp. strangulata
Lineage: Eukaryota; Viridiplantae; Streptophyta; Magnoliopsida; Poales; Poaceae
Product: chloroplast stem-loop binding protein of 41 kDa b, chloroplastic
Biological process (GO): monosaccharide metabolic process
Cellular component (GO): cytosol
Molecular function (GO): UDP-glucose 4-epimerase activity
Source: RefSeq, a predicted model, not a curated record
GAGUCGCUCGCUGGCGACGGCGAAGAUGGCGGAUCUCGCCGGAAACGGAGGGGGUGGAGCGGGAGAGGUCACGUCGGAGGGGAUGAGGUAUGUGCCGGAGCUGCCUUUCUCCUAUGUUUGACUGACAUCAGAAGAAGAGAAGAGGAAAACAAAUGUCGCCAUCAGUUGAUCAGAAUGUUGCUGCCCAUUAAGUGGACACGAGAAAGGAUGGGAGGAGAGGAUCCAACAGAGGAUAGAUAGGGCGGGCUCCCCCCUCCACACAAGCCAAGACAAUCUCUAGCACUCAUUUUUCAUUCUUAUUAGCACGCACCGAGCCACAAGUUUCAGACAAGGGAUAUACUGCCGCCAUCCUGGACAGGCAAACAAAGCCCUCUCCUCUUGUUUGCACUUCAUCUUUUUAGUAGCACAAGCUCAGGGAGAGGGGAGACAGAAGGGAAGAGAAAUGGCGGCGGCGAGUGUCUCCCUGAAGAGCAGCCUCUUCCUAUCUUCCCCUCUUUCCGACUUCGGCGGCGCAGCCAUCUCCAUCUCAGCCCAGAAUAGGAGAAGGUCAUGGCAGCCAAGGGGGGCGAGAAUGCAGGUGGCAGCAGCUGCAGACUCCAAGAACAUUCUGAUCAUGGGGGGCACCAGGUUCAUCGGUCUCUUCCUCUCCAGGAAACUUGUCCAGGAGGGACACCAGGUCACAUUGUUCACCAGAGGAAAGGCACCCAUAACCCAGCAGUUGCCAGGUGAAUCAGAUGCAGAGUAUGCAGAGUUCUCUUCCAAGGUGCUGCAUUUGAAAGGUGAUAGGAAAGACUUUGAUUUCGUCAAGACCAGCCUUUCUGCUAAGGGCUUCAAUGUCGUCUAUGAUAUUAAUGGGCGUGAGGCCACCGAAGUAUCCCCCAUACUAGAAGCGUUGCCGAACCUGGAACAGUUUAUCUAUUGCUCAUCGGCAGGAGUCUACCUUAAAUCAGACCUGCUCCCACACUUUGAGACCGACGCCGUGGACCCGAAAAGCCGGCAUAAGGGAAAGCUGGAGACAGAGAGCCUUCUAGAGACGAGCGGCGUGAACUGGACGUCCAUCAGGCCGGUCUACAUCUACGGCCCUCUCAACUACAACCCCGUGGAGGAGUGGUUCUUCCACCGGCUCAAGGCUGGUCGCCCGAUCCCCAUCCCUAACGCUGGGAACCAGAUCACCCAGCUCGGCCACGUCAAGGAUUUGGCGACGGCGUUCAUCAAGGUCCUCGGCAACCCCAAGGCGAGCAAGCAGGUGUACAACAUCUCCGGCAGCAAGUACGUCACCUUCGACGGGCUAGCACGGGCAUGCGCUAAGGCUGGAGGGUUCCCUGAGCCGGAGAUCAUCCACUACAACCCCAAGGACUUCGAUUUCGGCAAGAAGAAGGCCUUCCCCUUCAGAGACCAGCAUUUCUUCGCGUCGGUGGAGAAGGCCAGCAAGGACCUCGGGGUUACGCCGGAGUACGACCUCCUCGACGGCUUGACGGACUCGUACAACCUUGACUUCGGCCGCGGGACCUUCAGGAAGGAGGCCGACUUCACCACGGACGACAUGAUCCUCGGCAAGAAGCUCGUGAGCGUGUGAGCCGACCUGAGGCGUGCAUGGUUGGGCACAUGGCUCAUGGCAGCGCAAAGCGUGUGGCAACUGCGUGUGCGGUGUGCAUAUGUAGCACAGGGAAGACGAUCUCAGUUUUGGGAUAUAGGUUGAGGUUCACUCAUCCGAUGAAAUGUACUGCUGACGCCUAAUUCUCUCGUGGCAUUCGGUGUAUUUCGGUUCAGUUUAUACUGUUUAUAACAAUAUCAGUUUUCUAAGAA